Molecule: messenger RNA, 1203 nt
Organism: Aspergillus candidus
Lineage: Eukaryota; Fungi; Ascomycota; Eurotiomycetes; Eurotiales; Aspergillaceae
Product: putative 4-hydroxyphenylpyruvate dioxygenase
Exons: 4
Coding region: 1-1203 (400 amino acids)
Biological process (GO): L-tyrosine catabolic process
Molecular function (GO): 4-hydroxyphenylpyruvate dioxygenase activity
Source: RefSeq, a predicted model, not a curated record
AUGAUCUUCCAUCUUCCCUUCAACUCCAAGAGAAAUAUCUUCCCCUCCAGCCUGGGCCCAGAAUAUGUCGGCUUUGACCAUAUUACUUGGUGUCUUGGAAACUCCAAGCAGGCAGCAUCAUACUAUGUGAGCCGUAUGGGAUUCAAGCAGAUUGCAUACUGCGGCCCCGAAACUGGAUCCCGAAGCGUAACAUCUCGUGUGGUAUCCAAUGGACAGGCCGUAUUUGUCCUCGGCUCACCAGUCUGCGGUCCUUCGGAGAUGGGAAUCGAUAUAUCGAAGAAAGAAAAGGCCGUUCUGACUGAAAUGCACGAUCAUCUUACUAAACAUGGCGAUGGAGUCAAGGAUGUCGCUUUCCAGAUUGAAGGAAACGUCGACGAUGUCUGGAGGCGCGCAGUGGACUGUGGCGCACGGCCAAUCGUACGCCCGGUUACUCUACGAGACGGCAAAAAUAGCCCGGUUAAAAUGGCCACCAUUGGGGCAUACGGCGAUACCGUACACUCGCUCGUCAACCGGCAGAUAUACACCGGCCCAUUCUUGCCUGGAUACGAAGCGGUAUCUGAAGAGGAUCCAAUAAAUGACCUGCUACCUAAGAUCGACUUUAUUGACAUUGACCACUGCGUCGGAAACCAACCGUGGAAUGGACUCGACCCAGUCUUACGAAGAUGUUUAAACUCCCACCGCUACUGGACAGUGGACGACUGCAACAUGUGCGGUGAUUACUCCGCCAUGCGAUCCAUCGUGGUGUCUUCCCCGAACGAGGUGAUCAAAAUGCCCUUGAACGAGCCGGCACCCGGCAAGGGGAAGCCACAGAUUGAGGAGUUCGUCAACUUCUACAACGGCGCCGGCGUCCAGCACAUCGCCUUCCGAACGCACAACAUCGUCACAGCAAUCACCAAUCUCCGAGCCCGAGGGGUUUCAUUCCUGCGCGUUCCACACGAGUACUACGUCGACCUUCGCCGGCGUCUAUCUCAAGUGGAGCUGAAAUCAGAUGAGGACCUCGACCUGUUGGAGAGACUGAACAUCUUGGUGGACUUUGACGAGAAAGGAUACCUGCUCCAGAUAUUCACCAAGCAUCUCUCGGAUCGUCCGACGGUGUGUAUCGAAGUGAUCCAGCGCAACCGUUUUGAUGGAUUCGGGGCGGGGAAUUUCAAGAGCUUGUUUCAGGCUGUGGAGCGGGAGCAGGCUUCGAGGGGGAAUCUAUAG